Scophthalmus maximus (turbot) is the source of this 3282-nucleotide messenger RNA. RefSeq names its product V-set and immunoglobulin domain containing 10 like (gene vsig10l). Bases 243 to 2351 code for a protein of 702 amino acids. Gene Ontology annotation, molecular function: protein binding. The record is from RefSeq and is a predicted model, not a curated record. NCBI's taxonomy places the organism in Eukaryota, Metazoa, Chordata, Actinopteri, Pleuronectiformes, Scophthalmidae. The transcript is spliced from 12 exons.
AUUCCGCACAGGUGAGCGAUGUUGGCGUGCCCUGCUGCUGACAGCUCCUGCCUCGAGAGCGCGCGCGCGCAGACACACACACAGGUGGUUCAAUCAGCGCGGCCCGCGACGCCAAGGACAUUUUUCUUCCACAGCGGUUCGUUGUUGUGCUUGAAAAAUAAAUGACAAAAUCAGCUGACUUUACUCGGUUACAUGGGUCUACUGUAGAGGGUUUCUGAAUUUUGUGAGCUACUCGACGGGAAAUGAUGCUGCCGGAUGAAUCUGCGAGGUUGGGCGCAGUUUUCCUCGUCGUUUCACUGAGCUUUUCUUUUCAAGGUGCAUACAGCGAACUGCUGGUUUUCCCUUCUGGUCCCACCGUGGUGAAUGCGAGAGCUGGCAGCAACGUGACUCUGGCUGUGUCCUUCAGUGGGGCCCCUGAUCCGGUGGUCACCUGGUUCAAGGGAGGUUUACCUGUCCUCACGUGGGCCGUCGGCUCCAGUGCCGCCCCGGACGUGGCCGAGGACAACAGGGAGGUGCUGAGCGUCGAGGCGGACGGAUCCCUCACCUUUGUCAGCGUGCCGUUGGGCUACACCAGUAACUACACCGUUAAAAUGACAAAGUCUGGCCUGGGCGAAGCCCAGACAGCUUUCACCCUGAAAGUAUUUGACAUCUUCCAGGACGUGGAGCUGAGCAUGCUGCCGCCUUUCGCCAAAGAGGGAAGCGACCGGUUCACCCUGCGAUAUGCCAUGUCGCAAGGGGUGGUUGAGCAACAGACGUGGCUCUUCAAUGAAGGCGAGAUAAAAACCAGCUCGCACUACUCGGUGGAGCAGAGUAGCCUGGUGAUCCUCAACCCGAAGCGAGGUGACACAGGAUGGUACACGGUGAUACUGACAAACCCCUUCAGCCGCGCGUCGACUCGCAUCAAUGUCACUGUGCUGUAUGGACCAGAGGAGCCCAUAGUAGAGGCCCGUCCUCCUCUGCCUUUCUAUGUAUCGGGGGACUCCCUGAGCCUCUUCUGCCGGGCGGAGGGAAUCCCACAGCCGACUGCUGAGUGGAUCUUUGGUGGUCAGACCCUUUCAGAUUCCCGCGAAGGAGUCCUGAAUCGAACAAAUGUACACGUCAGUCAAGGAGGUGUUUAUACGUGCAAGUUAAUCAAUGAGCUGACAAAAGAGCAGCUCCAACGGAGCAUGACUUUAAGUGUUUAUGAGAGGCCGUCAGGAAACCCGACAUGCUCAGUGCAGUCGGUGAAUGUGAACGCCGACCUGCAGUAUCACUGUCAGUGGCUGGGGGGAACCCCACUGGCCCAGCUGUCUUUCCCGGCACUGAGCAGCACCAGCAGCGGAGCAGGGAACUUCAGUAUGACUGUCCCCGCCUCAGAUACCUUCAACGGGAAAACUGUCAAAUGCAUGGCCGUCCACCCAGUUGAACAGAAUCAGUGCAAUAUUACUGCAAGUAGUCCAGCGGAGUUCCUCCCAGCUGUGAGAACCACAGUUAACUCCGAGGGCAAAAUAGUGGUCGCCAUCCACUGUGUCAGCGAGGCCGCGCCUCAGGCUGUGGUGUCAUGGUCCAAAGGCAGCGAGGCCGUCACCAACGGGACAACUUACCAGAUCAGCAAUGACACCACACACCUCAAGAUCCACGGUUACAACGUCAGCAACUUUCUCCAGCAAAAAUACACCUGCACCUGCCGCAACCCACUGGGCAGCCAGAGACUGGAAAUACAGUUACGAGGACCGUCGGUGUCACGUUCCAGUUUGUUCCCUAAUCAAGAUGGAACCAUCAUCACGUUGACCUGGGAGGUCCCGUCUACCUCUAUCGUUACAGGGUUUGACGUCCAAAUGAAAGGACCAGACCUCGUACCAGAAAUUCGUAAUAGCACCCAAACCAGAGCCACGUCGAACGAAUAUCGCACCGUCCAGCAGAAACCUGGCUCUGCUCGGAGUGCAGACGUCUUUCUCCUCGAUCCCGACUUGACGUACCGCUUCCGAGUCGUCCCCAAAGCUCGUCUGACUGACGGAGAGCCGUCUGAGGUCCAUAGAAUUGGCCCGGGUGAAGGUCUGAGUGGUCCUGCCAUAACUGGCAUUGCAGCUGGAAUCCCCUGCAGCCUCCUCUUCCUGCUCCUGCUGGGUGGCCUCAUCUACCUGUGCAUCUACUGCAACAAGAACAAAAGUCGACAGGCAAGAUAUCCAGUGUCCCGAGCUGUUGAGAAGGCAAUAACAACCCAAUCAGAAACGACGCCUCAUAACCUGCUGACAGGAGGGCUGAAGUCUCCUCCCGAUUACAACCGGUUACAGCUGAAUCCCUCUGAAAGAUCCGUGGCUCUCCCCACAUUCGUCCCUCCACCGCCUGUCAGAGUCGCCACAACUGUCUGAACAAACAGGAUUUGUGUAUAUUGAUUUUGUACGGCAUUUUACUUUUAAUUUUAAAUCUAUGAUAUUUUUUAUAUUUGUGUCGUUAUUUUAACUAAAACAUGGAAUAAUGUCAAACUGUUUUAAAUUUCCGGUUUUGUAGCCAUAUUUAUUGAUAAUAAAGUUUUCAAGUUAUCUCUGUAAAUCUAUUUAGUCCACCACAGUCACCCUCCUUUUAAUUUUAUUAUUUUUUAUUUUUUAAAUUAUGAAUUUUUAAUUUAAAACACAAAUUUAACAUUAACAUUGUCAUUUUAAUUUCUGAUUAGAUUAACAAUUGAUUUAUAAUGCAAUUAUAAUAUUUACUUAAAUUGUCUGUUUUAUAUUUUAAUAAAUCAGUUACAUAUUCUGAAAAUCUGUCAACACUAGUGAAUUAUGGAAUGGGGAACAAAAACAGGGAAUGUUUUGUACCAAAUAUCUGUAUUUUUUAUUUCUUAAGGUUUAAAACAGAAAAUCUAAUUUGUUUUGGCCAUUUGUCCGUUUUAUCAGCUAGUGUCCACAUUUGUGAUAUUUUAAAUGUUUUAUGAAAUUGCAUUUGUGUGUGUGUGUGUAUAUAUGUAUACACACACAGUUUAAAAAAAGUUAUAGUGGAUGACUUUGAGAAGGUCCUGUUUUUUUCUGUUAUAUAUGCGGGAUUCAAUGUAUUAUAGUCUUACAUCAUUUUCAUGCUGUGAUAAUUCUUAACUGGCUCCAGGACUAUAUAAAACUGUUUUUUUGGGGCAUGUGUCAAAUGAAGUGAGGGUCCUGGUUUGACCACACGUGGAAAAAACAAUAUUGACCAAAAUUCCUUAGUAAUCUUAUGUUUAUAUAGUAUAGGUACACAAGUACAAUUUUAAUCAUUGGGGUAUUAAUAAGUUGUGCUGCUAUCAUUGCUAAUGCUAUCAUUAAUAACAUCUUU